Molecule: messenger RNA, 603 nt
Organism: Babesia bovis T2Bo
Lineage: Eukaryota; Apicomplexa; Aconoidasida; Piroplasmida; Babesiidae
Exons: 3
Coding region: 121-576 (151 amino acids)
Source: RefSeq, a predicted model, not a curated record
GGUUGCCUAUAACACCAUUGAUUAAAUCGCAACACAUUAAUCAUAAUAAGCCAUCGGGGCCGCUGUUUUGAUCCAUAUUCAGAUGAUCUGCGGUCGCGCGCAGUGGCCUCCAUCGGUAUCAUGGAAUCUGUAGAGGCACUCAGCGGUGUUGAUACCUUCCAAUACAUCGGUAUACAAGUGUUGGUUGAACUUAGUACCGGUGAACAAAUUAGAGGGGAGCUCUACUCUGUCGAUCUGCAACGAAGUGACAUACUCAUCAUUCGUGGAGGAUUCAGUAUUGAAGGCGAAGUGCUCUACCUAAUAGCAGCACAAGCCGUCGUGGGAUUUAAACCGCUAGAACCUAUCAACGAAAGCAUUGAAGAAAUACAAAGGGUACCCUACGAGGAAUUGCUUGAAGCAAAAAAUGCCCUAGAAUUUAUUGAAGACGAUAUACAAAGCAUGAAAACACCAGAAAGCCCAAUCCAUACGGCAUUUAAUAAACGAUGGCCUGUGCGCCCACGCCCACAAAACAUUGUUGUCAGCAGCAGCGAGGAAACGAUUUCCCAUGGUGAAAGUAACCAUUGGAAUGCCAACUGAUUCACAGCAUCCUCAAAUAUAACGAAG